This is a messenger RNA of Triplophysa rosa, 2564 nucleotides long. Its product is annotated as patr class I histocompatibility antigen, B-1 alpha chain. NCBI's taxonomy places the organism in Eukaryota, Metazoa, Chordata, Actinopteri, Cypriniformes, Nemacheilidae. The record is from RefSeq and is a predicted model, not a curated record. Bases 90 to 593 code for a protein of 167 amino acids. The transcript has 4 exons.
CAUCAGCCACGAUAAGCGCUUUCCUUGGAUUAAGGGAUGUGCCUCCUGUAUUGUCCUGCGUGAAGAGGCCUAAUAGAUCACCCACGAUUAUGUGCAGUGCUGAGGGAUUUUUCCCCGCUGCUCUUGAACAGCAGUGGAUGAGAGAUGGAGAAAUCAUCAACAGUUCAUACUCGCACAAAGAUGAGAAUUACAGCACAAAUCCAAAUGGAUCAUUCACUCAGAGGUUUUACCAGGAGUUACCAUCACAGAUGUUUGAAACAAUCUUCUCCUGCUGGGUCAACCACUCAUUCCUAAACAAACCGCUCAUGGCCAAUUUAUCCAGCACUGUCUGUUACGAUCAAAGGGAUGUGACUUUGACUGUCAUUGUGGCUUCUGUCGUCUCUGCUGUGCUGUUUGUCUUUGUGAUUAUUGUGGUCGAAUGUAAAUGUCAAAGAAGAGCACAACCACAGUCUUCUGUAGAAGUUAGUGUCACACCUGAGCCUGUUUUCCAGUCUGUCCUCCAAUCUGAUGUAGUUUAUUCAUCGUUGGGCGAUCAUCAUCCAGUCCCAUGCAGCCGCAGCCCUAGUGUCAUCUGGUCACCUCUAAACACAUAAAGGCAUUUUGUUUGAAUCAUGUAUCUCAUCACUUCCCUUAUAAUAUACCUACUUAUUUAAUGUGUAGAUGUAUAAUUGAUCUGUAAAAUAAUUUUAUCCUCUCUUAAAAGUAAGUUGAUGUAGCUGAAAAUGCCAAACAAAAGUCCUGUAUAACUGUAUGACUACACAAAUAGUCAACAAAAAAGUGACCUCAAACUAGCUUACAUUUAUAAUGUAUGUUCAUUUUUCCGUGUUUGUUCAGGAUGGCCUUAUUCAACCCACCUAUAACCUAAAACCCAGUAGCACUGCGUGAAAGUCAUUAUUAGGUAAAUGCAACCUGCAGCAUGCAGUAACUGUGACCUGUUUACUGAAUUCCUUGCUUAUUUCAAAUGCAUUGCUUUGAUGUGUUUUCCUUUAUGUGACCUGAACGUUCUGUGCACCUGCCUCAACACAUCUCUACUACCUCCCACACUUUGUGGUUAAAGUAACCAGAGCUUAUUGCUUCUUCUGUUCGGCUGCCCAAUCAGAUGAAGAUGGCAGUCUCAAAAGCGGUCUCGGGGUAGACAGUCACAAGAAGAUGCAGGUCUGCACGCAGCUUCAAUUUCCAUGCAACUUUAUGUGCGUUUUAGACAUUCUCACACCACUGCAGAGCAUUGCAAGACUGUACCUCAGUCACACUGGUCACACUUCACCUAAACCUCAACACAUUCAGUUUGAGUACAAUAAUCCCUUCACUUUCUAAAAAACAUAAAGAUUCUGAAAGUGAAUAAAUCCAACUAUGAUUUCAAAUGUACUGUAAAAGCACCGAAUUGGGUUUUGUUAUUUUCCACAAUCAGACAAAAUAUUAUUAUACUGUAUGUGUAUAUGUUUUGUGUGUAAAUGUUCAAUGAUUCUGUGCUCUUAGACAGAACUAAUGUCAUUAUAAUAAAAUCUGUCAGCUGCAGACAUACAUUUCUCUUUUGACAAACAUUAAUCUUUCAUGUUUGUAUACUUCACGUAUAUCUUUACUUCCUCUCAUACUGUGUGGUUAUAAAUAACUUAAUUUUAGCUGCCCGUGUACAAAAUGUAUUUUCUGCAAAGUAGGCUAUAUUUAUAUCCAAGAGUUGGAUUGACCCAGACCUUCCUUCUCUACGUUGGGGAAAUGUAGCAUCCGGAAGUUCUACAUCAUCCUGGACCAGAAAGAGUCCCCUGCACGAUCCAGGCCCCUGCUGCAGCCUUGGACAAACUCUUUAAGGCACUCUUUGUCUUUGCUGUGUCUUAUGGUGAGGCCUUGUUAAAUUUCUACACAUUUAUUCAAACAACCGUGCAUGGAAUUGAAGUCCAAGGGGUCAAGAAAACUAAAGUGAGAAUGCAAAACUGAGGUUCAACCUUAUUUCAGAACAUUUAGUGCAAUGGAAGAACUUGUCAUCCUAAUGAUCAUGCAAUGACCCUGUUCUUAAUUCUUCUUGGCCUAAAUCCUAUUUAGGCCUUGUCUAAUACUCACUGAACAUUGUAUUCUUUACUGUAUUAACAGGGUAUAGAUUACUGUUUGAGUUUUUAUUUUAAAAGAUUUUAGUUUGGACCUGUUAAUGAAAUCUCAGUCUGGAAGGUAGUUUUAACUAAAACUUUGUGUGUGUCAUCUUUUUCUACUAUAUCUUGGGUUGAAAACCAUGGAACUGAAUACCUGAAUAAUAAUAUUUUAAUAUUUUAAGCAAAAAUAAUGUUUGCUUUGCUGUUGAAAAUGAAAUGUCUGGUUUCUGUAAGAUGAUCGGUUUUCUUGUAAAGAAUAAGCAAGCAUUUUAUUCAGUGUGGUAACUGCAGUGUAUUUAAGUAUGUAUUGAAGUGGUUACUAUUUUUACCAUUUUCUUUUUUGAGCGUAUGGUAAGAGACCUGAUGGACAAUGUUUAUAUUAUUGUGAUAGGCGAUUGAGAUAUUGUAGUUUUUUUUAUAUGCAGUAAAUUAUGUAUUUGAUUGUGAAUGUUAAGUCUGGUGCACUUCAAUAAAAAGAGGUUU